UGGCGAGAUCUGCUUUGGCGACGAUUCAAGAAACUUUCAUUUACCGCGUGUUUUAUCCGCUCAGCAGACACGAGGAAAAGAGUUCUUGGCUUCGAUGUCUACGGGCGCCACUAUAAGAACAUCCUGUUAAAAUGUUACAAAGAUGAUUAUUUGUUAUAUAUUAUGGCAUUUAGAAAGCAUGCAUAGGAAAGAUGAUGAGAGCUGACCUAAGAUGAGUCUUGAUUUAAGACGUCACAUCACUCACAACGUUUUAGGACAGCAUCAUCGUUGGCGUCGUUACUUUCCCUGUGUCCUCUUUGCUUUGAUAAUCGCCUUUUUACAAUUUUAUGCCCUCGUUGGAAACACUUACUUCAUCAAAAAUACACUUCAAACUUUGUCUAACCUUAGACAUCCUAAAGAAAACAACGAUCUGCACGUCCUGCUGAUAUCAUACGCAAGAACUGGAUCAUCAUUUGUCGGAGAUUUGCUGCAGAGUCUGCCUAACAGUUUCUACUAUUUUGAACCUUUGCAUUUUCUGAGCAGUCCUGUUUUCAACAGUAGUCACGAAGAAGCUAGAGAACUCUUGAAUAGGCUCUACAACUGCAAUGUCACAUCAGUUCAUGACUUCAUGAAAUGGCAAAAGAGUCACUCCAAUUAUAUGAAACUGAAACGCAGUUUUAGAUAUUGGAAAGAGUGCACUAAACUUCGUUCCUGUUACAAUGGAACAUUUUUGGACUCUUUAUGCAGGAAUCAGAAAUUGAUCAUCGCAAAAACAAUUCGAAUCAAGCUUAAAGAAGCGGCAGAACUAUUUGCAACACACCCACACCUCAAUCUUAAGAUUAUCUAUUUGUCUAGAGACCCAAGAGGUACUUUAAAUUCUAGAACGAAGUUUCCAAUCUCAUCAUGGUGCAAACAUGAUCCAAUGUGCUCGAAUCACAAAGUAUUUUGCUCUGCUUUGAACGAAGACUUGCAAACCGCGUGUGUGUUGUUAAAUGAGAGACCAAACGAUUUUAUGGUGAUCCGUUAUGAAGAUUUGUGCCUGAAUCCUUUAGCCAUUUCAAAUAGAAUGACACAGUUUCUUGGGUUUUCUGACAUACCUGGUGAAAUGGAAGAAUUUUUACAAACCCACACAGUUUUCAUUGGCAACAUAAAAGAAAAAUCCAGAAAACAAGGCCUCGAUGUUCCUUAUUCAACAUUCCGAAAUUCUUCGAUAACUGCCACUUCCUGGCGACAACAGAUGAAGUUUGAAAAAAUGAUUGAAAUACAAGACAAUUGCAAGAAUGCCUUAAAAGGAUUGGGUUAUUACUCUUACUCUACACCCGGUUCAGUGAGAUCGAAUAUAAACUUUGACAGUGAUUUAGAUAAUGCAAUGGAAUCAUUUUGCUCAAUGAACCACUGAAUUCGGUGAUGAUGUUAAAGUUAUUUUAUUUCAAAUGAGUUACUUUUUUUACUUGCGUUAGAUUCUUUCGAAAAUAUUUUGCAAUAUGAUAUUUAGGUUAAUGGUAGUGUGCCAUAUUUAUGUACCUGGUAGAUGCGUUAAUUAAAAAAACUGCGUCAACCGCAGCAUUUUUUUUGUUAAAUAAAUAACCCCCAGAAACUACAACAGUGACUUCAUUUGCUCCAAAAAAUUAUACAGGAAUAUAACGUUGUCAUGUUUUGCGCGAUCAAAAUUAGUGAGCACCCCACUGCGAUAUAUAUGUCCGUCAUCAAGAAUUUG
Messenger RNA from Parasteatoda tepidariorum (common house spider), 1696 nucleotides. Its product is annotated as carbohydrate sulfotransferase 1. Lineage: Eukaryota; Metazoa; Arthropoda; Arachnida; Araneae; Theridiidae. Gene Ontology annotation, molecular function: N-acetylglucosamine 6-O-sulfotransferase activity. The record is from RefSeq and is a predicted model, not a curated record. Gene Ontology annotation, biological process: N-acetylglucosamine metabolic process; sulfur compound metabolic process.